This is a messenger RNA of Venturia canescens, 3612 nucleotides long. It is a transcript of the gene PPP1R15, whose product is annotated as Protein phosphatase 1 regulatory subunit 15. Gene Ontology annotation, biological process: response to endoplasmic reticulum stress. Gene Ontology annotation, molecular function: protein phosphatase regulator activity. The coding region runs from base 337 to 2220 and encodes 627 amino acids. The record is from RefSeq and is a predicted model, not a curated record. Gene Ontology annotation, cellular component: endoplasmic reticulum; protein phosphatase type 1 complex. The transcript is spliced from 3 exons. NCBI's taxonomy places the organism in Eukaryota, Metazoa, Arthropoda, Insecta, Hymenoptera, Ichneumonidae.
CACUGCUGCUGCGCAAUCUUCAUUCUUUAUUCUUCAGUUGAAAAUGGCUGCUUGAAAGUUGUAUCCAGUAUUCGUUACAGCAAAAAUGUGCCUUUUUACAAUGGAAACUUUGAUUACAAACGCGAAAGACGAAAGAGGUAAUGCUAACGACACAUUAAAAUUGACAAGUGACAAGAAAACUAUAAAAAAACAUUCGGAUCAAACCUCGAAAAGACUUUCUACAAGUGAGAAAAAUUGCCCGAACAACGAUCACAAUUGUCACGUUUACGAAGGUUGUUCUUGCUGCUCCAGAAGAGGCAGCACUUUGUCUAACGGGAAGCUGAUUUGGCGGAUCGCAUGCUGAUUUUGGAGAUGGAAAUCUCACCUAGGCGUUCAAUGUCCUUGGACCUGGAUAUCUCGGUUGUGUCCCCAACAGCGUCGUCUUAUCCACCGACUUACGUCGAGUUACGAAAUUGGCGUGCCAAGAUGUACACGAUAAAGUCAAAUCCUGAGGUGAAACUUCAAAAGCCCUACAGAACAAUCAGCUCGUUGAGCGUCGAUUCUCCAUCAUUGAAAGCCCCAGAGACAAGGAAAGAAAAUAUUUUCACGAGUAUGUUCGGAGCUCUCACAAGCAUCGUCGUAGAACGCUUUGGCAAAGUUCCAAGCACCUUUAUGUCAAAUAUUCACAAUACCCUUUCUGUGACUGUUGUACCAAACGAAGGUAUAAUAUCACAAGAAUUCUUUAAAAAUUUGACGCGAAACUGCGAGCAAUUGGCGAUCGAGCAAAACAAAGAUUUAAUUGAAAAUUCGAGAAUUACAGAAAAAUUACAAAACAAGAGUAUGUACGACUUUGCGACCCCCAUGUCUUACGUAUUCACCAAUGAUAUGAAAAAAAUACCCCUGUCAACAAAGGUAUCGUUGAAUUCUGAAGGCAACAUCACGAACGAACUAGAUUGGUGUCGAAAUAUCAACGAAACUACUAAAUUAUCAAAGAGUCCUAUCGUUCCCACAGAAAUAUUCAAUGAAUUGGAUGUUAUAAUACCCCUCAAAAGCUCGGAAAAAGGACCUCAAAAUUGUAGUGAAAACAUUUUAACGUCAAGGGUCAAUACAAUGGAAGGAGAAGAAAUUUCUAUGCCGCCUCCUAAACCGGAUGAGUUGACCGAAGAAUUGACGGAUUCCAAAAAAAUUAAUCCUGCGAUGUCUACAGCACACGAAACACAGGAAGAUCAGAACACUGCGAAAAUUGCAGAGGAAAGAUACUGCAAUCGAUGGCAAGCGAUGUGGGACAAAGUUGUAAAUGGAAUGUCCGAGCGAUUCGGCACAACAAGGGCUGUCUCGCCGGAUUCAGAAGUACCUACGAAAAAGCCUAAUUUAUCCAAACCAUCAAGAAGAAAAACUUGCACGAUCGCUCGUAUACGUGGUAAAGGACGAGGUAAAUCGCAGUUACGAAGAAAUGGUGUGAGCCAGUCGAGACAUCGAAAAGAACGAACAAAACAAAACAUUUAUUCAAACAUUCAAGAUGAUUUGAACGCUUGGGAGGACGAGGAUGAGCGUUACGCGGGAUCUGAGGACGAUGAAUCAUCGGUCAGUGAACGUUCCACUGAUCAAGUUGAUUCUGCGUCUUUCGACCCACGUGAUCAGCCUAAUUCAUCAUUGUCCCGUCAUUGUUCCACACUUUUCGAAAAUUUAUCCUUCGACGUUACGUCACAAGCGCGAAAACAAAAACAGGGCUUGCGUAACUCCCCGUCGAACUGUCCAAUGCGCGUUAGAUACGUGCCCGAAUCUUCUAUGGAAGUGGAGAACCACAAUUCGUCGUACAGCAUCGAUAACAGUUGUGCAUCGCGGUUGGGGGAAUAUCGGCCAAGAUUGGUAUCCGAAAGUUCAGUCGACUCGGAGGAUAGCUACUGCAUUGUUUUUGAAAAUGGCUCGGAAUCUGAAUAUACUGAUUAUGAUGACGAUGAAGUCAGUGAUACAGAGAGCGAUGCCACAACUGAUGACGAUAUUGGCGAUGAUGGGAAACAAACGUUGAGAGUCCGAUUUAAUCUCGAGCCUCAAGUACACACGAUGAUUAAGUGGAAUUACGCUUAUCGGGCUGCGAGACGUGGGCCCUGGGAAGAAAUGGCGCGUGAUCGAGAGCGUUUCCGAGGUAGAAUACACAGAACCGAAAGAAUUUUAUCUCCCAUACUAUCGGUCCAGCAUCGAAAUCAAAUCUGGCAGAAACGUUUCGACGUCGACGAAUAGCAUUUUGGUGAAUCGCCUCAAAUUUUUUUAACGCAAACACAACAGUGAUUAUAAGUCAUUAUCACCAAUCACUAUUGUCGGCAAAACCAAUGAGUAACCUACACGAAAAUAAACAACAAUACAAAUCUGUGUGAUAUUUCAUGAAACGUGUUGCGAUAAAACACAAGCGAAACGUCGUUCAAACUCAAGUAUUCAUCUUGACAAUAUUACACAUUAAUUUCAUAUCUCGAGCAUAGAUAUUUACCAAGCAGUUUAAUGAUUUGACCCUGUUAUAACUAUUCGAAAUUGAGGCAAAAACAAACGAAAGAAAAUAGCUACAUAAUUAACUUACGCUUCUUUUAAAGAAAAAUUUAAGGAAGAAUUCCAUGCUCGAACGUUUGUCAUCCUUCGCAGGCGCAGCACAUCCUUCAACCAAGUUUUGUCCGAGUAAAUUAAGGGGGGUGGGGGGGUUGUUAUAUUAAACAUGAAAAAUGUGUUGUGCUCAGUCAAAUAUUUCGUUUUUCAUACGACUGUAAAUAUAUCAGGAAUCUACGUGUGUUUUUGAUUCUAGUAAAAUUGGGUUAAGGUGAAAUAAUCGGGUUAAAUUUAUUAUUAACGAAAAAAACAAAAAAAAACAUAAUUAAUAUAUAAUACAUUUACGCUUACCUGUACAUUUAGUUUUGUCUGUAUAAAAAGAAGGUGACCGUAGAGACGACGAGAUUUCGUGGGAGAUAUGCGAAAGCUCGUGUAUUCUUUUAAAGGCUUGAAGGGAUCGAAAAACCAUCGGCGCGUCCCCAUUGCUGAAGUUUUUUCAUAACCAUAUUUAUCAUAUAGCUAAUUCAAAGGAAUCGGAUAACUUUAAACGAUAGAAUUUCAUUAAUAAAUCGCUGCUUCUGUACAUAUAUAAAUAUAUAAAUACACUUAAGGAUAAAUGUUUGUAAAGUGUAAUUUGUCGAAGGUUAGGAUUGAUAAAGACGAAGAAUUUGUGCAGAUAUGUGCCUUUUUAUCCUAUACGUAUAAAUAAAUAUAUGGCACGAGAUAAAAAAAUAAAUAAAAUUAAAAUUAAAAAGAAGAAUUUUUCCAAGACGAGUUCAGAAUAAGGAACACGAUUGUUGAAUCCAAAUGACAAAAAAACGUACACAUGUGAACGAUAUUUCAUUAUUGCAAUUCGUUGUCUUUCACGUGGUUUACGUCCCCAUAAAUUCAUUGCAUUUCGUUGCUCGACGCCGGUAUUGGGGUACAUGAGAGAUUGCAGAACUAAAUAAUUUAUUCACGACACUUGCAUUCUUACUGCUAUCUCUAUUGCAUCCGGCCGAUCUGCAUAAAUUCUUUUAUAAAAAUAUGUUUAUCAUUAACGUUCUAUAUCUAUAAUGUAUUUAGUUGUUUAUUAAUAAACCCCGCAUACAUAACAAA